UUCAAAUAUAUCAUUACAUUUCCUCCCAAACGAGCGACAUUGUGGCACUAACUGAUGGUUGUAUGGGGGAGUUGUUUAUGGCUCUAUCACUUUGUACGUGCUGAAGAAAAUGAAAGCAUAAAUCAAACAAAAUAUAGUUAUGACACCGUAAUCAUCUAAUUGGACUGUAUUCUAUCUAUGUCCAUGGUCUUGUCAGAAUGACCCUAUCAUGGCAUUGUCUGAUGUCAUAUCUAGGGAUUUCCUAAUUUGCGGGGUGUUGCUUAGGGUACUAUCCUAAGUUGAUAACUAUAUGAUAAGUCUACAGCUGUAAGACACUCGUUUUGGGCAGUCUACAGGGAUGACCUAUGGACUUCUGAGAAGAGAACUGGUGAGUGCUGUAGCUGUAGAGUUAAAGGCCUCAAAAUAAAUGUUCAACUUUACUAAGGCUGGUGUUACCCACAGACCAACGUCAUGACAUACUGCUUGGCUAUUUAAGGUCUGUAGGAAGCCAGACCAUCUCAUACUUCCCUUCUCACAGAUAGUUAGUCAGAAAAACAGACAGAGAGACAGGCAGUUAGGUAGACGAGCAGACAGACAUGGCCAGGCUGGACGUGACAGAGACCUUCCAUCACAUCUCAUUCCCUGGGCACAUUCACACCCAGGACUCCCUGAACUAUGCCCUCCACUUCCAGUUUCAGGACAGGGACACUGUCAUCGCCACCUACCCCAAAUCAGGGACUACCUGGAUGCAGGAGAUUGUCACUCUUGUGAAAAACAGAGGGGACCCACAACUCUCCAAAACUGUGCCCAACUGGGCACGAGCCCCCUGGCUGGAACAGCAUUACAGUGCAAAGGUGCUGGAGGCCACCCAGGGGCACCGAAUCCUCACCACUCACCUGCCCUACAACCUGCUGGCUUCUGCACUCCAGGGCUCCAAAGCUAAGGUUAUCUAUGUCGCCAGAAACCCCAAAGAUGUUGCUGUGUCAUAUUACCACUUCCAUAAAAUGGCCAAGUUCCUCCCAGAACCCAAUUCAUUUGAUGAGUUUCUGGAUAGUUUCCUGGAGGGAUCAGUGAGUUAUGGGUCCUGGUUCGAUCAUGUGAAAGGCUGGACGAGUCAAGCAGGAGUCUUGGCAAAUGUUCUUUAUAUCUCUUAUGAGGAGAUGUGGCUGGACCUGCAAGGCUCGAUGGAGAGGAUCAGCUCUUUCCUGCAGUGCCCCCUGGUGGGCGAGGAGUUAACCAACUCCCUGAGACACUGCAGCUUCAGCAGCAUGAGCGAUAACGCCAUGGUGAACUACACUCAGAUCCCAAAGGAGAUCAUGGACCACAGCAAAGGCAAAUUCAUGAGGAAAGGUAUAAUCGGUGACUGGAGAAACACUUUCACAGAGGAGCAGAUUGGUAUUUUCGACACCGUCUACAGCUACCAGAUGAAAGACUGUCCCUUGACCUUCAUGUGGGAGUGUCCUCCUGAGGCCUGUGGGGAAGGAGGAGGAGGACAGGCCUCUGGGGUAUCAGGAUAGGGCCCUUAUCCUCCAUGACGCCGGAGACUGAUGGAUACGCUUCAUACAAGUCCUGGAUUCUCUCACUGAUGUUCUGUGUUUUUGUGAAUGUACAUAUAAUGUACACAACACAAUAUAGUAAAACUAUAUAAUGAAAUUGAUAUGUUAAUAUAACAAAAAAUAUUUGUGUGUGACCUAUUGUUGUUGUAGUUGGGUUUUUCCACCUCUAUAAAAAAUCUAAAUGUUACAGUUAACUGAAUGAGAGUGAGUUUCUCCUCCAUCUUGGCUUGUGCUGCAAUAGCUAGAUGAAGGGACACGAGGGGGACAUUUAACUCCCUGACAUUGACACAUUGGAAAACCUCCCAGUUUGUGGCAGUGCAUCAAGCAGAAGGGAUGAUAUAUUAACUCCAGAAAGGCUGACGUGUACAUAAAAAGCUGCUGUUACAUCAGUCACAUAGCU
Molecule: messenger RNA, 1935 nt
Organism: Oncorhynchus mykiss (rainbow trout)
Lineage: Eukaryota; Metazoa; Chordata; Actinopteri; Salmoniformes; Salmonidae
Product: sulfotransferase 2B1
Molecular function (GO): sulfotransferase activity
Source: RefSeq, a predicted model, not a curated record